This is a messenger RNA of Musa acuminata subsp. malaccensis (wild Malaysian banana), 795 nucleotides long. RefSeq lists its product as uncharacterized. Gene Ontology annotation, biological process: GPI anchor biosynthetic process. The record is from RefSeq and is a predicted model, not a curated record. Lineage: Eukaryota; Viridiplantae; Streptophyta; Magnoliopsida; Zingiberales; Musaceae. Gene Ontology annotation, cellular component: endoplasmic reticulum membrane.
GAGAGAGAGAGAGAGGAUGGGCUACGGCGAGAUCACCGCCUCGAAGGCCCUGGCGCUCCAUUUCCUCUGCGGCGUCGGUUUGGCCGCUGGCUAUGGCAUCGCCCGACUAGGCUGCGAUCUCAGCCUCGUCGCCGACCCCGCCCGAACCCUCCGUCUUCUCCUCGUGGUAGAAGGACCGGUUAUCAUCGGAAUUUAUGGUUGGGUUCGUCGAGAUCGCGAGCAUUGCUCUUAUUCGAAGGCUGUUGCGAGGGGACUGCUCGGACUUCCCAUUGGGGCUUUGCUAAAUGCAUUUGGGGCAAUUGUUCUGGGAGCACCUGUUGGUCUUAAGUACUGGCUAAGCACAAUCUACUGGUCAUCUCUUAUGUCAUUAUUCACUUUUGUGCCUGCGGUUUGUGUUUUUGGAACAUCAAGGACGGAUUGGCAACGGAUUCUAGCUUAUUCCAAGCCCAAGGAAGGAGUCGACUGUGUGAUUUCUUUACCGGCUCAAGGUGCUGUCAUCGGUGCAUGGCUCGGUGCUUGGCCUAUGCCACUUGACUGGGAGAGGCCAUGGCAGGAAUGGCCUAUUUGUGUUACAUAUGGAGCAAUUGCUGGUUACUCGGUGGGCAUGUUUGCUUCUGCAGUGUUUGUGCCCGUACUAGGAAGAAAGGUUCAUGUGAAGGAUGACUAACUUGUGGAUGUCAACAGGAAAUUUUGUAAUGGUAGAAUUCUUCACUGGACUCUGGAAGUCAGGAUGUGGAUAAUUUUAGUUCGUCGUGAUUUGUGUUUUAAUCGAUGCUUAAGUCUAACUCAUUUUUU